AAGGAGAGGAAGUUUUUAGGUUUCUGGGUUUGCUUUCUUCUGUUCAUAAUCUAAAAGUUUUGUACAAGAGUUUCUGAUAAAAAUUGGCAUGAUUUUCAGGUUUCCUACAAAACUUUUUGGUGUCAUGAUCAUGAAUUGUGCAAAGAGGUUAUUAAGCUUAAAGUUUGUACAAGGGGAUGUUUCUCAUAAAAAUUAGCAUAAUUUUCUGGCUUCCUGCAAGUGGCUGAGUUGUUUCUUUUUGGUGUCAUGAAAUGUUGCAAAGAGGUUACUCAUGGAGCUUGUUUGGAAAACAUGGCAAUGGGUUGGAAAUAGUCUGUACCUUGUCUUCUCGGUUGAUGAGCAGUCUUCCAAGUUACCAUAUAAGGCUUCUUAGAGGACUUAAACUCACAGAAUUAGAAACUUGGGCAAAUUGGUUAGAAUCCAACAUCAGUCCUCUAUGUCCUCAACACACAUCUGUGAACCGUUCAGGGCUUUCACCUCUUCCUCCAGAACCAGUUGCUCUCAACAAUGGUUGUGAUGCAAAUCAUGAUAUCUCUCUUGCUAUAGUUACUAGACCCAGUUUUAAGGAAUUGAAGAGGAAAAGAAGGGACAUUGGCCAUGGCAGUUGAACUUAACCAGCAACAGGAGGUAUAUCAAGGAGAUUGAACUUGUGAAACAUGCAGACUUUUACAAGUUUCACUCAUCUGUUUCUUUUGGGAUAUACAACAUAGAAAGUGAAGCAGGAAAGAAGAGGAUUUAGCAAGAGGUAACUUGCAGUUUAUGCUAUAGUUUGUUGAUUACUCAUAAUAUCCACUUAGUAGCCUAUUUCUAUUUCCUUUUAUGGGCAAUUAGCCUUUCAUUCAUGCCAUGAUAAUCUAGAACUUGCCUUGUGAUUUUUUGUCUUGCAGAUUGGCCACCAUUUGCCCCAGUUGUUCAUUAUGAUGUUGCAAAUGAUAAUGCUGAUUUAUGACAAAAGUUGAUGUUUAUUGCCCUUCCAUCAUUCUUAGGUAUGCAAGAUUUUUGCAUUUUUACUUUUCGUUGUGGUUAUUUUAGCCUUGCAUUUUGGUAGAUUAUAUUUAUUGACUGAAUUCAUGCAAUUGUAUACAUGAUGUUAUUUAUAGUUAUCGAUCAAUGCCUCUAUUGAUAUAUGUUAUGAUUGGUAAAUGUAUUUUUUUUCCUUAUGCAAGAUUGGUUCUGUGCUUUUUCUGGAAUGACGUAACUGCUACUGCAGCAUGCAUCAAAGGGGAAAGAUGGAAGCAUCAUACUGGGGAAUUGGAUCUCGUCUUCCCAUCCUGAUGAUAGUUCGCAAAAUCUUACAAGAACUAAAGAUCAACCAUUACU
Molecule: messenger RNA, 1320 nt
Organism: Rubroshorea leprosula
Lineage: Eukaryota; Viridiplantae; Streptophyta; Magnoliopsida; Malvales; Dipterocarpaceae
Source: the annotation of a GenBank genome assembly